AUAUAUUUCAAAUAAUUCCACUCCCCGCCAAUUUUCAUACUCUUCGUUCACUUCUUCUUCUUCUUCUUCUCUCCUCGAUAACAUGAGCAAGAACUGUAUGGAGAUCGAGCGGAGAAUCCUACGCCUUCUUCACGGCCACAAAUCUCGAACCCAUCUCACUCAAAUCCACGCCCACUUCCUCCGCCAUGGCCUCCAUCAAUCCAACCAAAUUCUCGCCCAUUUCAUCUCCGUUUGCGCCUCUUUCAACCGCAUUGCCUAUGCCGAUCGCCUCUUUUCCCAAUCUCACAACCCCAACAUCUUCCUAUUCAAUUCAAUCAUCAAAGCUCACUCCCUCUCUGUUCCCUUCCAUCAAUCCCUUCUCCUGUUUUCCUCCAUGAAGAAUCACAGGAUUGUUCCUGAUCAGUACACUUUUGCGCCGUUGCUGAAAUCCUGUGCCAAUCUCUGUGAGUAUAGUCUUGGUCAGUGUGUGAUUUCUGAAGUUUUUCGUCGUGGGUUUUACUGUUUUGGGUCUAUUCGUAUUGGGGUUGUUGAGUUGUAUGUUUGUUGUGAGAAGAUGGAGGAUGCAUGGAAGAUGUUUGAUGAAAUGUCUCACAGGGAUGUGGUUGUUUGGAACUUGAUGAUUCGUGGAUUUUGCAAGACGGGAAAUGUUGAUUUUGGGCUGUGUCUCUUUAGACAAAUGAGUGAACGUAGUCUUGUUUCUUGGAACACUAUUAUUUCCUGUUUAGCUCAAAAUAGGCGUGAUGUUGAAGCUUUGGAACUCUUUCAACAAAUGGAAGAACAUGGGUUUAAACCAGAUGAGGUUACUGUGGUCACAAUGUUGCCUGUAUGUUCUCGUUUGGGAGCUCUUGAAGUUGGACAAAGAAUCCAUUCUUAUGCAAGUUCUAAGGGAAAUUUGGUAGGUAUUACGACUGUUGGGAAUUCACUCAUUGAUUUUUACUGUAAAUGUGGUAACAUAGAAAAGGCUUACAACAUAUUUCAGAAAAUGACUUGCAAAAGCGUCGUCUCUUGGAAUACAAUUAUUUUGGGCUUUGCUUUAAAUGGGAAGGGGGAGUUUGCUAUUGACCUUUUUAUGGAGAUGCGAAAGGAGUACUUGAAGCCAAAUGAUGCAACAUUUGUAGCUGUCUUGACUGCUUGUGUUCAUUCGGGAUUGUUAGAGAAGGGUCGAGAGCUAUUUUCUUCAAUGGCUGAGGAUUACGAAAUCCAGCCAAAACUCGAACAUUUUGGUUGUAUGGUUGAUCUUUUGGGACGUGGUGGGUGUGUGGAGGAGGCUCAUAAAUUGAUUAAAAGCAUGCCAAUGCAACCAAAUGCCACUUUAUGGGGAGCUGUGCUUGGUGCUUGCCGAACCCAUGGCAACUUGAAACUUGCAGAAAUGGCAGUGAAAGAGCUCAUCAGUCUUGAACCAUGGAACUCUGGUAAUUAUGUAUUGUUGUCAAAUAUGUUGGCAGAGGAAGGAAGAUGGGAAGAAGUUGAGAAUGUCAGACAGUGGAUGAGAGAAAAGAGCGUCAAGAAAGCACCUGGGCAGAGUGCAAGUGGGUAACUGUUAAUGUUGUGGGGGAAGUUACCUCAUCAUUGGGUUGUAACAUACAGGCUUCGAGUCUGGUUCAAGGCAUAUUGUUGAGAAUAUCUGUUGAAAUGAAAUGAAGUUCAGCACUUUCAGCCACCUCAACGUGCUCUGACGUGAUUAGUAAUACGUAAACUCUAUUGAAACUAGUCACCGGCUGUGGAACUCGGGUGAAAUCAAACUGAAGAGGAUAGAAUGAAGUUUGAACUGCUGUGUCGUGCUGAGUACAAAACUUUGCCUUCAAGAUCCAUUGAGUUGUUUCUCUGUAGUCUAAAAGAAGAUUGAUCAGAGGCUCAAGAGUCGAGAAGAAUAAGGAAGAAGUAAAUGGGAACGAACAUGAUAUUACAUGUAAAGAACAAAGUUUCCUCAUCAAAACGUCAAACUUUGAGCCACAAUUUAUGUGUCCUGGUGAACGAAGUUGACCACAAAAAGAAAGAAAUGGAGAUGCGGGGUAUCGAUCCCCGUACCUCUCGCAUGCUAAGCGAGCGCUCUACCAUCUGAGCUACAUCCCCAUACAUGGUAAUCAAAAUCUCCCUUUAUAUUUUA
Molecule: messenger RNA, 2107 nt
Organism: Cucumis sativus (cucumber)
Lineage: Eukaryota; Viridiplantae; Streptophyta; Magnoliopsida; Cucurbitales; Cucurbitaceae
Product: pentatricopeptide repeat-containing protein At1g09190
Exons: 2
Coding region: 83-1537 (484 amino acids)
Biological process (GO): RNA modification
Molecular function (GO): RNA binding; protein binding
Source: RefSeq, a predicted model, not a curated record